Molecule: messenger RNA, 2448 nt
Organism: Eimeria tenella
Lineage: Eukaryota; Apicomplexa; Conoidasida; Eucoccidiorida; Eimeriidae
Exons: 10
Coding region: 1-2448 (815 amino acids)
Biological process (GO): regulation of transcription by RNA polymerase II
Cellular component (GO): SWI/SNF complex; nucleus
Molecular function (GO): transcription coregulator activity
Source: RefSeq, a predicted model, not a curated record
AUGCAGCAGCAGCUGCUUCUGCUGCUGCGGCAGCAGCGGCUGCUGCUGCUUCUGCUGCUGCUGCCGAUGCUGCUGCUCGCUGACGGGCUUCGAGCCCCGCAGCGCUGCACAUUGAGGAGCUGCUGUGGCAGCAGCACGAACACUCUCGGCAGCAGCAGUAGCACCUUCUGCAGCACCCGCAGCCUCAGCAGCAGCAGCAGCAGCAGCAGCAGCAGCAGCAGCAAGCAGAGGGGCAGCUACGCCUUCAUCAGUGGUCGUAUCGACAGGGCAGCGCCGCUACCGCAUUUUGGCGCUAGCCGAGCAGCAGCAGCAGCAGCAGCAGCAGGUGCUGCUGCUGCUGCUGAAUACACGCCUCGUAAGGCUGUCGCUUCCGGCCCAGUUCGCCGCAGCCCCAGCAGCAGCAGCAGCAGCAAGUUAGCUGCAGCGGGAGAUGACGAGGAGGGGUGGAUUGCGCUGGAGCUGCGGCAGCAGCAGCAGCGCCACCAGCAACAGCAAGAGGAGCUGCAGCAGCAGCAGCAGCAGCUAGCGCAGCAGCAACUAGGGGAAUGGCUCAGCAGCAAAAACCCCACAUUCGACAGCUUGGAAGCUAUAAUCACUGGCAGCAACCAGCAGCAGCAGCAGGGACUGCCGCCAAAGCAGCAGGAGCUGCUGCAGCAGCAGCUUGCGCAGCAGCGCCUGCUGCACGAGGAGCUAAAGCAGCAGCUGCAGCGGCGACAGCAGCAGCAGCAGCAGCAGCAGCACGCACUUCUGCAGCAGCACGUAGCCCCUGCGCAGCCCGCGGGGCCGCAGCCCCACCCGCUCCCCAACCAACAGCAGCAGCAGCAGCAGCAGCAGCAGCAUUUGUUUGAUUUAAGGAAUUUUGAUGCAAAGAAAGGACCCCCGCAAGGCACAAGAGCUGUUCUUUUGGAUUCUCUUAGCGCCAGUGUGCUGCAGAUGCCGCGGGAGCCGCCGCUGCUGCCGCAGCAGCAGCAGCAGCUGCUGCAGCAGCUGCAGCAGGGCCCUGCUGCAGCCCCCGCAGCAGCAGCAGCAGCAGCAGCAGCAACAGAAGAGGAGAUCAAAGUGCCUACUGAGGGAUAUAUCAACGGAGUGUACAUGACGGAGCAGCAGCUCGACCUCGCGCUGCAGCAAAAGGCCAAAGAACAGCAGCAGCAGCAGCAGCAGCAGCAGCAGCUGUUGCUGCAACUGCUGCACCAGAACGCAAAGCAGCAAAUGGAAAAGGCAGCGCACGUGAAAAUCGAGGACGUUGACAGCUUGUCGCCUGAAGACCUAAACGAGUGUUUGGUCUACAGGGGCCUCCGCUGCGAGGGCAGCCUAGAAGUGCAGCGGAACCGGCUGAAGGACUCUUUAAGGAAUGGUUUGGGGCCCCAAGAACCAGAGCCAGAAGCAGCUCAGCGCUUCGCUGCUGCUGUAAACGAGAUCGAGAGGCCCCUGACGCAUGCAGGAGAUGCAGCAGCAGUUUUCCGCAGGUGGCUGGCGAGGGCCGAAGUUGCUGCUGCUGUUGCUGACCCCGGCGGGACCUUCAAGUUUGACCAGCAGUCUCCCAAUCAUGAUUUGUCUCCAGAGGAAUUGGCAGAAAUAGAAAGAGAAAAGAAUGAAGAACGAAUAACUCAACGCCCUCCUGCUGCUGCUGCUGCUGCUGCUGCUGCUGCUGCUGCUUCUGGUGGAGAAGCUGCAGCGGCAGCUAGCCAGAAGCAAGUGCACGCCGGAGCAGCAGCAACAGUAACAGGAACGGCAGCAGUCGCUGCAGCAAGUGCAUCAGCAGCAGCAGCAGAAGUAGACUCAGCAGCAGCAGACGACGACGCUGCAGCAGCAGCAGCAGACGCAGCAGCAGACGCAGCAGCAGACGCAGCAGCAGAAGCAAACGAAGAUUUCAAUGCCUUUUUAAGAGACAAGUUAGGGGGAGUCUUUUGGACUGCUGAUGAGCUGCAGCAGCUGCAGCAAAUGCAUGCAGAGGGGAGGCAGCAGGAAAUGCUGCAGCAGAGGGAUCAAAGGGAGCUUGAGCUGCUGUUCUCUAGUAAAGAGGACCUUUUGGGGGAGUCGAUUCCCAAAGUUUUGGACAUAAGAGUUGAUGGUGAAGUUCCUCUAGAAGAGCCCGUUGACUUGUCUGAUGAAGAGAAAAAGGCGAAGUUUCUGAAGGCACAGCAAAAUGGCGUGCUGACGGAGACGAUCGAGUCCUUGGCGGCGCGGUUUGAAGUCCCCAGGGACUUCAUUGGAGACGCCCUCUGCAGGUACCCUGAUGAGACAGUGCAGGAGAUCGCGACGCAAUUUGGCUUCAGCAUGGGACAGACAGAAAACAUUUGUCAAGAACUUGGAUUCCAGCUGCCCUUUGGGGGAGAGACGCGCCUUAACAAAGAAUGCUACGCGGCGCUAACCCAGAGGCUAGGAAAGCUGCGGGCGCAGCAGCAGCAGCUGCUGCUGCUGCAGCAGCAGCAACAGCCAGAGGAGUAG